AUGAACCAGACUCUAGGCGCCAUUCUCAAUGUUGAGGAUGCCAUUGCUAGGAAGUUGGGUCUGUCGACGUCCGCAAUGGACAAGGUUAGAAACGGUGUCAAUGAAUGCAUUGCUCAAGAGCUGGAUGUGCCUCUCGAAAAGGUGACCGACAAGGCCAACCUUAGAGAGGACUUAGUUGCAAGCGAUUUGGGACUCACUGAAAUGACACUUGCAAUUGAGAAGAAAUUCGACAUCUUUAUUACAGAUGAAGAAACAAAGCCUUGGAAAACAGUGGAAGAUGUCAUCGAGACUGUUGCUAACAAGGUCCAUAAGUAA
Molecule: messenger RNA, 315 nt
Organism: Penicillium lagena
Lineage: Eukaryota; Fungi; Ascomycota; Eurotiomycetes; Eurotiales; Aspergillaceae
Product: acyl carrier protein
Exons: 4
Coding region: 1-315 (104 amino acids)
Source: RefSeq, a predicted model, not a curated record